Messenger RNA from Athalia rosae (coleseed sawfly), 2980 nucleotides. RefSeq lists its product as uncharacterized. Gene Ontology annotation, molecular function: structural constituent of chitin-based larval cuticle. Bases 128 to 2395 code for a protein of 755 amino acids. Gene Ontology annotation, cellular component: chitin-based extracellular matrix. The transcript has 3 exons. The record is from RefSeq and is a predicted model, not a curated record. NCBI's taxonomy places the organism in Eukaryota, Metazoa, Arthropoda, Insecta, Hymenoptera, Athaliidae.
CGAACUGAGGGGGGAAACCCGUCUUUGUCUACGCAGGGUGAGUGGCGGAAACCAUUGUGUCACUCUAUAUAACCAGCUACGAGAGACUCGGCACGCCAUUGUCAACACCAGCCGCUUUCGCGGUAACAUGGGUUCUAUUUGCAAGAUGACACCAUGGCUGGUGGCAAUUUUUUGCCUGGUAACCGCUGGCUGCACAAACCCAAUGGAUCAGCAAACAUCCGAGACUACGCACGACCAACAAGUUGCUAUCCUCAAGCAGAUCAGAAAAGUUAACGACGACGGAUCUUACACUUUUGGUUACGAGGCUGGCGACGGUUCCUUCAAGGUCGAGAGUCGCGACGUUUUAGGUAACAUCAAGGGCACCUUCGGCUUCGUCGACGCCGAAGGAGAAAUCAAGAGGGUGUCUUACUCUUCGUCGAACGGGACCGGCUUCAAGGCCACCACCGUAUCGCCCCUUCAAGAGCAGAUCUCGGUCGUCCAAAGCAUCCCGAGAUCCGAGGAAACUUCCACCACGAGAAAACCAAGCGUAGUGUACGCGACGGAAGCGAGCGCCAGAUCCUCGGUGGUCCAGUCCAUACCCAGGUUGAGAAAAACCACGACAACUUCGACCACCACGACGAGUACGACCACCACGACCGAGGCACCGUCCUCGAAACCUACCGCUUACUACGGACACUUCAUAAAAUCGUCGCAGACCAAAAGCAGACCUCGUUUCGGUAUUCACGCUCCGCAUCAACGAGCUUCGCCACUCGUCGUCGAAGAGGAUCCACCGGAGGACGAGGACUCGCAGAUCAACAGUCCGGUGAGCGAGGAAAAAAAUCCAUCGACCUAUCGUAGGCUGAUUCAUGUGAAACGGCCCACCGAAUCCGAGCGUUCUCUGAGACCGAUAACCGAGGAAUUCGACGACAACGACGAACGCGUAAAGAUCACCACCGGGAAUACAUUGCGCCGUCAGUUGAACGAGGACACCACGAAAUCGGAAAGCGCUUCGGAGGCGGUCGACGAACACGCGGACGUUUACGGAGGCGCUCUGUCGAGUUCCCGGCCACUUUUUACCAGCAGCGUACCACCCAGAGUGAUCCAAAGGGUGGCGGGACUCCGCGUGGAGCGGCCAAAAACGAUCUACGUGAAUCAGGAUAAUUUGGGACCCGCCAGAUUCGAGCAAGGUCAAAAAUUCGAAAGUCACAGGGCGUACGAAGCGGACGCGAAGACUUCCCAAGAGGAGAGAAACGCCCAGGAACAGCAGAUACUCUUCAGGUCGUCGCAACGCGGUCAAGUGUCCGGCGCUCAAUCCACUCGCGACUUUGCCAGACCGAGUCCCGAGCCGAUCUACUUGAGGGAGAAUUCGGACGGGCAGCAAUUCCUGAGGGAGGUGCCGCCCGAAGGAAUAAUCGUCGAGGCGAGACGCGCGGGCGACGACGAGGAUCCCUCGAAUUCCUUCAGACCGGUUCCUCUCGGGAGAAUCGUUUUUCGCCCCCUGCCGCGGGAGCAUCCCCUUUACCAGGCGGCCUCGGAGGUCGCCCAAAAUAGAUACCUCUCCGAGUCGACGGCUCCGGAACACCUGACCGCGCAACGCAAUCAGGUGAAUCCGAAUUACAUCAGAGCGCAUCCGCCGAGGCCCGUGCCUCGUCCGAUUCCCUACCCCGAAGACGACGCUCGGGGCGAUCAAGUGCUCGAUCACGUGAACCAACGAGUACCGGAAGAUGCCGAUUAUCCGUCCGCUCAAGAUUACCCCUACAGAACGUCGAAUAUCGCGUUGCCACCGGAACCGGCGAACCCGAUCUCUCCACCUCUGAGCCGAAGAGAUUUCCAAAUUCUUUUACGCCGUUUAUUAAUCAGCCAGUACGGCGCCAGGGCUCUCGCCUAUCCGCGAACUUACCUCGAAGACGCUCUUUACGAUCAGCAGUCGUAUCCGACUUAUCAAAACGAUUAUCAAACGCCGGCGCCCGUAAGGCAGAGCGUUCACAGAGGUGGGUAUGAUUCGUCGUUACCGGUUCAAUACGGAGAACGUUUGGCUAUGCAAUCGGCGCCUCUGAGACGUCCGGCUUAUUCGCGGACACUGAAUCCAAUUUACCAGCAAAAUCGUUACGAGGAUUACCAGGAGCCCGCGGGUUAUGCGAAACGUGUUUACAGGCAAAAGUUUUACCCUCAGGAACCGAGCGCUCCCGACAGCGAAGAAGUACUACCACCGCCCGUGAGAGAAGCACUUCUUCUGCGAAUGCUGCAACUCGCCAUUAAUCCGGAUCGUCAUCUGAUGACACCGGCGAUCAUGAGCGCAACCGCUGCGACCGCCCCGGGAUCUUACAGAUACAGGAAAAUGGGACCGGUCAGAAGUGUUCAGAUAAUCAGCGACGAAGGGGACGAAGAAAAAGAGAUUGUCGGAAAAAAGGUAUGACGGGGCGGGAAUCCUUCAAUGGGAUCUCGUGUUUGCGUGAACUCAUCAUCCCGAGGACAACGAUACAGAGGUGAUCAACCGAUUGAUCGAUUGACCGGAGUAUACCUAUGCUUCGAAAGUACCACCAAAGUAUUUCGAAAUACACACACGCCCGUUAUUUUCAGAUGAUUUUUCUCAGCCCCAAAUCAUCCUUUCGUUAAAGAGUUGAAGCGUAUUUUCUCGUUUUCUUUGGCCACCGUUCAUUUAUUGCUAAAUCUAUUCAUAUUUAUCGUAUAGUUCACGUGUAAUGAUAAAAGAAAAUGUAACAUUUUUUUGUUUUUUUACAACUCUGUAGUAAGUAGGUCUCGCGGUAAAUCUACAUCAAACCAACAAUUAUUGACUCUGCAUUGGCAAUGACGAAUGAUAGAUACGAUAAUAUCACUGAAUCUUUUUUAAAAGUAAUUGGUAAGAAUGUUAAUUAAUACAAUUACCGCUGAUACACUGUAAUAUAGGUAUAUAAGAGCGUUUCCUGCAUUCACAAUAACGAAAUCAGAUCCAUGUAAAUAAUACGUUGUGAAGCGUUAUGUAAACUAGCUCAUGUUUGAA